CCUGCUGCACGCUUUGCGUUGAUUGCAGCGGCGAACGUGGCGAGGGGGCGGCGGCGCGUUUGCGCAUUUUCGCGUAGUGCACUGCGUCGUGGCGGGGGUGGUUUCGGCUUUCUCUCGUCGAACGAACGAAGAUGGUCACGGAGGAGCGAGCCAAAAGAAAGUGCCGAGGGUCCCCCUGCGGGGGAGGGCGUAUAAAAGGGAGUAGCCGCUCCGUGGACGGCAUCAUAAGGAGGAGCCCGCAGUGUCCGAACUCCGCCCGCCGCCGCGUGUGCUAGUCGCUCGCACACCCUGAGCCACCUCUUCACGCUCCGAGUGGACGCAAGAACGGCACGCCGGAAGACGCCCGCCGCGAUGGGAUUGCCCGUCUCAAUCAAGGUGCUGGCACUGCUCUCAGUGGUCGUGUGUCACGCGGAGCCGGCCAUACCAUCGGGCAAGCGCACCCAGUACUUGGUGCAGGACCACGCGGGCAAGGGCACCUACAAGUUCGGCUACGACACGGGCGAGGGCGCCCAGCAGCAGAACUUUCGCCAGGAGGAGCGCACCUCGGACGGCACCGUGCGCGGUCGGUACGGCUUCACGGACGCCAACGGGUACCUGCGAGUCAUCGAGUACAUCGCCGACGAGACGGGCUACCACGUGAUACACGCCAAGACGGAGCUGCCGCAGAACCGGCCGCGGUCGACGGUGAAGCCGCACGCGCCCUUCCUGGGCCCGCUGCCGCCGUUCAUCCCGCGGCCGCAGCCCGAGGAGGAGGAGACCUGACCAGCGGGGCUGCCCAUGCGGGGCGACACGCGGCGGCGGCUUCCUGCGGCGCCGAGCAGUGCUUUCGACCUGCGUCGCUCGCGUCGAUCAACCAUUACGCUGCCGAGAGGAAACGCAAUUCACUUGAGGGGACUACCACGUGCCGAGAGCGUGAGCUCUCAGUCCACAUACACCGGUAACGAGACAAAUUGUGAUCGAAUGGUCGCUUGGAUGUCUAUUUCAAGAACCGCGCGUGCCUCAAGUUAUAAACGUCAACCGAAAGACAGCACAUUCUUUGAGUGUGUGCGCGUCGGUCCCCGAAUUAUGUAAAUUGUGCAGCAGUACAGUACAACAUGAUCUUUUUCAUUGUGACGAGCACUCUCACAUGAAAAUGCCACACGAGUAGUAUUUGCACAAGUGCGGCUCCGCUGGUGAAAAUGGUUCCUGUGCUUUGGUUACCUGUCAAGUCCAUACACUUCUUUUUCGGUCUUCCUUUGUUCUCGCGAAGCUGGUCGCAAUCUUAUAUUGGAUCCGUCCAUUAUUAUCUGCAAGCACGAGCAGGGCUUUUUCGUCUCUCUUUUUCCCUCCCUUCAUUCGCAGUACUCUGGCGCUUCGCUUUUCCAAGCGUGCCGGUGACAGCUGACUGACGCCGCGAGGUCACGCCGUCUUCGGGCGCUGUUUCGGCGUGCGCCCUGUCAGCUGGUGCUGACUGCGAGCGGGGAACACAGUGGCCGCGGUUCGACCGCCUCCGUAGCGGAACCCCAGUGGCAAUCCAUCCCGCCAUUCGGCGCUUCGGUCCAACCUUAUCGGCUUUUUUUUUCUUCAAAAAUACGCUCAAAAACAUAUCUUUUAAAAAAAGGUUUGAACUACGCCUUAUUUAAUAUUUUGGUCGCCGAAAGUCGGACGACACCGUUUGCAGCCGCUACGCGUGCUUCCACACGAACCAAACCCGCAGUGCUUGCCGCCACGUAUCACCGAGCUCGCCGGAGCCAAAAAUAAAAUUGAUUGACACCGAAAUUAAAUUAGGGUGUCAUCGAGCGAGGGAACGCUGGUAAUUCGCAGUGCCACAACGCGUAGAAGAGAGAGAGGGGGAAAAGCUUCUCUCACGGAAGCAUUCCGCGUCACGUGGAUGCCAGACCAGCUGAACGCGAAAGGGAAGCCCGAAAGCUGCCGACUGUGAUCCUGUCGUGUCUUUUGUUGUGGUCUUCCAUUGCAGCGCGUGUAUACCCAGAAAUUUUCGUUAGUUUGUGUGAAAUGUGGAUGUGUGAUUAAGGCGUGCUAUGUGGCUGCGUGUGUCCUCUCCCCCUUCUUCCCUUUUGGGUCUGCGCAUUUAUUACGUCCUCAUCUCAUUGUGAGCAACGUGACGCAUGCUGAGUGAGAAAGUCUGGUAGCAGAAGUCGUUGCCGACAAUUUGUUUUGACACCGUUCUCCUCUGUGUGGAUCUUCAUUUGUGUACUCUGUGUGGAUCUUCAUUUGUGUACAAAGAAAAAAAAAGAGAGAGAAAAACAAAACUCGGUGCUAGACACCAAAGUGCAAUGAUGACAGAGUGUAGAGCUGUGCUUAGGCAAAUAAUUUAUUCGCAUAUAGCGAGCUAGAGCUGAAAGGCAAGUGAUAAAUAAAGAGAUGUUCGAGUGCGUUAUUUUAUGUGAUAUAUAUGUCGUGUGUUAUGCUACAUUUUAUGCCGCCCUGGGCUGUUCGAAGAAUGAUUAUGUGCCUUCUGCGAAAAUAGUGGUCUGCCUUCGAAUAAUAAAAACUGUUACCAUAAACUA
This is a messenger RNA of Dermacentor albipictus, 2510 nucleotides long. Its product is annotated as larval cuticle protein 16/17-like. Lineage: Eukaryota; Metazoa; Arthropoda; Arachnida; Ixodida; Ixodidae. The record is from RefSeq and is a predicted model, not a curated record. Gene Ontology annotation, molecular function: structural constituent of chitin-based larval cuticle. Gene Ontology annotation, cellular component: chitin-based extracellular matrix.